UGUAUUUUCUCUAUUUUUAUACAGCGGAAGGCCGGAAGCAACCCAGGUUUUUUUUUUUAUUUUAUUUUUUGAACCCAGCUUGGGGAAUAAGAAAAUUGGGAAUCAAGAAUCAUGUCUGCGGAAAAGUCUGAUAAAGUCCACAGCGAUGUGCUAGCCAGUGCGAGACAAGCUUGCUACAAGGCACGGGAUGAAUUCUACGCUUGUUUGGAGAGAGAAUCUGGCAAAGUUGCCUCCGAAUGUGCUUCCGUCGGCCUUCUCUAUCCCGCCGAAUGCAAGAAAUUCAGGGCUAAUUUCGAGAACAGUUGCCGCCCUGCUUGGGUGAAGCACUUCGACCGGCUACACUGCGGAAAGAAGAGGACUCAAAGAUUAUUGGAUGAUAAUGAGCUCAGGAGAGGGAAAUUGAAGGCUUCAAGAGCUCUUUUGAUCAUAAAUAGAAGUUGUGUUAAGGAACUAUUUGAGCUCUUAAUCAUGGCUCAUUGUUUUUUUUUUUUGGUACUUCCUCAAUUUUUUUAAUAUUGCACGGUUGGAGUUGGUUAUAGUUUUAUUUGGUAAUGGAAAAAAGGAAGAGAGAAAGGUAAAAAUUUGAAAGUGACCAUGUGUUAUAAGGUAAUGGUAUAUUAGGUAUUUGUAAUGAAAAAAAGAGAUGUUUGUUUUGGUUUUUUUUUAGAUGAUGCAUCCCUGUUCAAACAUGUUCCCUUCUCUCCGAGUAAAAAAGUAAAUGAGCUCAAUUUCAAACGGGGAAAUCCCUAGUGGAAAAUUGUCUCAGAUUUCGAGUAGUGUAAUUUUGGUACCAAAAUUGCAUAUCUUGAUAUCAAAAUACCAAGUAAUCACACUUUUGUACCAAAAUAAAAAAUAAAUAAAAAAUUGUA
Messenger RNA from Chenopodium quinoa (quinoa), 869 nucleotides. RefSeq lists its product as uncharacterized. Lineage: Eukaryota; Viridiplantae; Streptophyta; Magnoliopsida; Caryophyllales; Amaranthaceae. Gene Ontology annotation, cellular component: mitochondrion; respiratory chain complex IV. The record is from RefSeq and is a predicted model, not a curated record. Bases 112 to 513 code for a protein of 133 amino acids. The transcript has 4 exons.